UAGCCGAGGAGUGACACGCCAUUCAAUUCCAGUCUGGCCCUGUGCAUGAAGGGAGCUGAGGCGUUGUGCGGCCACGUAGAGGGGAUUAUUAUAUUUGAGAGACACCGACUAGAUCUGCGCCGCGUGAAGCUAAAAGCAGACAGAAGCGCGUCGACAUGGGGAUCCGGAAAAAGACUAACAAGAAUCCGCCGGUGAUGAGCCACGAGUUUGUGAUCCAGAACCACGCAGACAUUGUUUCCUGCGUUGCUAUGGUUUUCCUUCUCGGGCUGAUGUUUGAGGUCACUUCAAAAUUUGCAGUGCUGUUCAUAACAGUCCAGUACAAUGUCACCAUAUCAACACAAGAAGGCCCAGAGGAAACUGCUGUGAGCCACUUUCACCAUGGCAUCAAAGACUUGGCCACAGUCUUCUUCUACAUGCUGGUGGCCAUCAUCAUGCAUGCCAUUCUCCAGGAAUAUGUGCUGGAUAAACUCAACAGAAAGAAGCACUUCUCCAAAACCAAACACAGCAAGUUCAAUGAGUCGGGCCAGCUCAGCGCAUUCUACCUGUUCUCCUUCGGCUGGGGCGCCAGUGUCCUGCUGUCCGAAAAUUUCCUGUACAACCCAGUCACCCUAUGGGAGGACUAUCCCCACACCCUGAUGCCAUUCCAAAUGAAAUUCUACUACAUUUGCCAGCUGGGCUACUGGUUACACGCUCUGCCUGAACUCUACUUCCAAAAAACAAAGAAGGAGGAUAUUCCUCGCCAGCUUGUGUAUAUCUCUCUGUAUCUCGCACACAUCGCGGGCGCCUACAUUCUGAAUUUGAACCGCCUGGGUCUGGUCCUGCUCGUCUUGCACUACUUUGUUGAGCUGGUCUUCCACGUUUCCCGUCUGGUUUACUUCAGCAACGAGAACAGACAGUCAGGUUUUACCAUAUGGGCUGUCUUGUUUGUCCUUGGACGGCUGCUCACACUGUCCCUGUCUGUCCUCACCAUUGGCUUUGGCCUCGCCACAGCCGAGAAUCAAGGCUUUGACUUGGCGGCAGGAAAUUUCAAUAUUCUUUUUGUUCGGAUCACAGUCCUGGCUGCCAUCUGCCUCACCCAGGCCUUCAUGAUGUGGAAAUUUAUCAACUUUCAGCUGCGCCGAUGGAGAGAGCACAACCAAGCUCAGACCUUGAAAAAGAAACCAGUUCCUGCCAAGAGCAAAUCAAAGAAAGACAAAGCCAAUGGAGUAAAUGGUGUGCACUCUCAUGGAGCUGAUUCACCGAGACAAAGGAAAGAAAAGUCAUCAUAGAUACCCUCCCAUGAGCCCCUGUCACCCUGUUCUUAAAGAACAUCUCUCAUGGGCCUCCAUGGCGGCGUCAGACUCCCGAUUCCCUCUAUUAUGCGCAUUCUUAGCUUUCACACUGAACUGACCUCCCAGCUGGAUUUUAAGGACCAGAAUGCAUUUAAUGUAGCUCCAUCACUUGUUGCCCAGCACACCUUGCUUUGAUAGUUAUUGAUCUGCUGUGCCACUUAAAUCGAGAGGAAACAUUCGUAAACAAAAAAAGAUCCUAUUUAAAAAGUGCCUAUUGAUGAAGAGUUUUAUACAUGGUGUUAUUUUAAAUUCCCAGGUAUGAUUAUUUCAGUGUUUAAUGUUUAUCCCAAGUCAGGUAAAGCCACGCUUGUUUCCUAUGCUUUAGUAGUGCAUAUUCUAGUUUGUGGUAUUUUUCUUUUCUUUUUUUUUCUCCUUGUAUUUAUAGCUCAGCUCUUUGUCUUUGACACCGCCGUCCCUCUUUGGAAGCAUUUUUGUGGACAUUGUUUAUUCUGUUUGACGAGGAGUUUCAAUACAGUCUUUGAGAUAUGACCACCACAGACUGCGCGAACCCAUAAUGUAAAAACAUUAGUAGUGUCUUAUCAUCUUGCUGACACCCUCCACCUUUACCCACCUCUGAUUGUGCCAAAUGAGCCUGACUGACUGUUGAUAUUUGCCUUUUACUUACACGCCAUAAUUAGAGGGUAGAAAUCUAUGGAGCGCACUCAAGUGUAUUAUUGUAAGAAUCACACACCUAGGUAAUGUUACACUUAGUUAAUAUCCCCGUUAACUAAGUUUAGUCACAUGGUAGCGACCAGUAGUCUAUCAGUGGUUUGUGAAUUUUCUCAACUUGUUCUGAGGGCUUGUUCUGUGAUGGAAUAAAGGUUUUCUGAUAAAAGA
Betta splendens (Siamese fighting fish) is the source of this 2168-nucleotide messenger RNA. RefSeq names its product translocation associated membrane protein 1 (gene tram1). Gene Ontology annotation, cellular component: endoplasmic reticulum membrane. The record is from RefSeq and is a predicted model, not a curated record. The transcript is spliced from 11 exons. Gene Ontology annotation, biological process: protein insertion into ER membrane; SRP-dependent cotranslational protein targeting to membrane, translocation. NCBI's taxonomy places the organism in Eukaryota, Metazoa, Chordata, Actinopteri, Anabantiformes, Osphronemidae. Bases 156 to 1268 code for a protein of 370 amino acids.